Molecule: messenger RNA, 663 nt
Organism: Purpureocillium lilacinum
Lineage: Eukaryota; Fungi; Ascomycota; Sordariomycetes; Hypocreales; Ophiocordycipitaceae
Source: RefSeq, a predicted model, not a curated record
AUGAUGUCAGGCUUCUAUGGCCUGGGAGCUGCCAAACAGUAUCAUUGCCAGCAUCCGGAUCAGUCCAUCGCCGUGGUGGAGUCGGCCUCCAGUCUGGGGGGGGUGUGGGCCGCCGAGCGCAUUUAUCCAGGCCUGAAAAGUAAUAACUUGCUGGGCACUUACGAAUACCCCGAUUUUCCAAUGGACCCAAAUCUUUUUGGCGUGAAGCCAGGGGAACACAUCCCUGGACGGGUACUUAAUUCCUAUCAGGAGGCGUAUGCAAAGCAUUUCGGCAUCUUCAACAGCAUCAGGGUGAACACCAAAGCGGUCUCUGCCGAGCAUAAACCCAACGGCGGCUGGGUGGUCAAGGUCUCUCCGGUCGUUGAUGGCAAGGAGGAUAGUUCACGUCAGUCAGACUUGUACACCAGGCGGCUUAUAGUCGCUUCAGGCAUGGUAUCGGAUCCAUUCAUGCCGAAUAUCAAGGGCCAGGAGGAAUAUCAUCGCCCCAUAUUCCACGCCAAACAUUUCGCGAAAUACGGCGAUACAGUUGAUCCAUCGCUGGGCGGAAGGGUGACCAUAUUUGGCGGCACCAAGUCUGCAUGGGAUGCAGUGUAUGCAUACGGCACCAAGGGGAUCAAAGUAGACUGGAUCAUUCGAGGUCCGCCUCUGCGUAUGGUGAACUGA